AUGGAGCCCAAGAAAAAAUACAAAUUCCCUGAAAAAGCUCGUAGCGGCACAAUUUCUGAUGACUUGAUUAGUAGAAGCUGGAGCAUCUCAAAUGAAUCCAACAACAGCGAUUCUCGAUACAAUAUCGUGCACACAUCAGUUUCUCAGUGUUUUAAUGAUAUAUUAGACGAAGAUCCAGCUCUUUCUUAUAGUGGCGAUAUCGAUUCUGUCUCCGAUUUUUCUAUAAAUAUUAGCAGCUUACCGUUUCUCUGUAGGACAAAAACAGGUAGCAAAAAAAUUCAGCAAUAUAUUGCCAAGAGUCGGCCAGAAGAAAUUGAGCAAAUCGUGAAUGUUGUUUCACCACACCUUGGGGAAAUAAUGACUGAUUUAUACGGAAACUAUAUGUGCCAAACUUUAUUUCAAAGCUGCUCAUCAACUCAAAGGCUUUAUCUAUUAACUCGGCUGAAAGAUGACAUUAUAAGAGUAUCAAGGAACCCCCGAGGCACUCAUGCUCUACAAACAGCUAUCACUCUUGCAAGCCUACCAGAAGAAGAGCUUUGUUAUCAAAGGGCUUUGCAAGGACAUAUAAUAGAACUGUCAUUAGAAACAAAUGGAUCCCAUGUUAUUCAACGGUUAUUGGCGACAUUAAAAAAUAAACAUUUUAUUAUCAGAGAAAUUUUGGGACAUGUCAGGGAGCUUGCAAUAGACAAACUUGGGCUAUGCGUGAUUAAAAAAUGCAUCAAUGAUCCUCAAAUUUUUAGCGAACUAUUAAGCCACGCUUUAGUUUUGAUGCAGGAUCCAUAUGGAAAUUAUGCUCUUCAACAUAUGAUUGAUCAAUGGCAAGAGGAGUGCUCAUUUCAAAUAAUCAAUUGUAUUAGAGGCAAAGUGGCGCAACUUUGCAAUCAAAAAUACUCGUCAAAUGUGAUGGAAAAGUGUAUGAAGGAAGAAAGGAUGAGGGAAGAAAUUAUCAAUGAGCUUAUUGCAGACGACAAAAUGCUAAGCCUUCUAAACUGCCCUUAUGGAUGCUAUGUUCUUAGAACAGCAGCACUAGAAUCAGAUCUAAAACAGAGAGAAAGGCUGAAGAAUGCGGUGAAUUCAGCAAUUUCUAUGCUGCAUCAAAAAAAGUUAAAACAGAGAUGGGAUGAAAUUUUAAGCUAUCUAGAAUAA
Molecule: messenger RNA, 1146 nt
Organism: Blepharisma stoltei
Lineage: Eukaryota; Ciliophora; Heterotrichea; Heterotrichida; Blepharismidae
Source: the annotation of a GenBank genome assembly